AUGUCUGGCUUCGGUGCGCCCGGUGGUGGCGCCGCCAAUUACAAGCCGACACCUCCAGAGCGCGGUUCGUUUCCACUUGACCACGACGCAGAAUGCAAGCACGUCAUCUCCUCCUACCUACGCUGCCUGAGAAGACAAAAUCCUCCUGGAAGAAACAAUGAAGAGUGUAGGCUACUCGCCAAAGAAUAUCUUGGGUGUCGCAUGGAGAAGGGUCUGAUGGCAAAAGACGAGUGGUCAAACUUGGGAUUGGAGUUUGGCAAAACAGCAACAGGAGACCAGAACACUGCUGGUGCUGGCGAGAGCAAGAAGAGUUGA
Fonsecaea multimorphosa CBS 102226 is the source of this 315-nucleotide messenger RNA. RefSeq lists its product as uncharacterized. The transcript has a single exon. The record is from RefSeq and is a predicted model, not a curated record. Gene Ontology annotation, biological process: mitochondrial respiratory chain complex IV assembly. The coding region runs from base 1 to 315 and encodes 104 amino acids. Gene Ontology annotation, cellular component: mitochondrial intermembrane space. Lineage: Eukaryota; Fungi; Ascomycota; Eurotiomycetes; Chaetothyriales; Herpotrichiellaceae.